UAUUAUAUGGAUCAGUUUUUGUUUGGAAUACAUUUUAUUAAAUUAGUAUAAAAACCUAAUAAUCACUAUUUAAUGUUUAUUACAUGUCUGUCUACUAUUUGUGAUACUCAUAGUAUCGUGUUGGUAUAAUAUAUACCUACCUACCUAUUCAAGUUUUACAAAUUUGUAUAUAUGAUCUUUGAUAUUAAAACACAAUGUCAGGCCUACAAAAUCGUAGUUCUCAGUUAUUCAAGUACACAAGACUUUUCAAUAAUGUCAAUCUCCCACGGUUAAGUUCAACUACUGCUAAAUCAUCUGCGGAAGUGAUUCAACGAGAGAAAAAAGUAUCUGCAAACAAUUAUGAUCCUAGCCCAGUGGUUAUCACCAGAGGAGAAGGUAUUUUCAUGUGGGACGUUGAAGGGAAAAAAUAUUAUGACUUUGUGGGAGGAUUUGCCACCCUCAAUCAGGGUCACUGUCAUCCAAAAAUUAUUAAGGCCAUGACAGAUCAAUUAAACAGACUUCAUCACACGUCAAGAGCUAUAUUUCACGAUUCACUGUAUGAACUUAAUGAGUUCUUGACAAAACAAUUUGAUUAUGAAAAAGUUUUGAAUAUGAAUACUGGUGUUGAGGGAGGAGAGUCUAGUGUCAAGAUUGCUAGAAAGUGGGGAUAUAGAGUGAAAAAAAUUCCACAAAAUCAAGCGCAAGUUGUAUUUGCCCACGGUAACUUUUGGGGAAGAACAAUUGCCGCUAUUUCUGCAUCCACAGAUCCAACAUCCUUUGAUGAAUUUGGACCCCAUGUUCCUGGUUAUCAAAUAGUGCCUUACGACGAUUUAGGAAAACUAGAGCAAGCAUUGAGAAAUCCAAAUGUGUGUGCAUUCAUGGUGGAACCAUUACAAGGUGAAGCAGGAGCAGUGGUGCCAAGCUUAGGAUACUUGAAAGGAGUUCGCGAGCUUUGCACAAAAUAUAAUGUUCUCUGGAUUGAUGACGAAGUACAAGCUGGAUUGGGCAGAACUGGAAAAAUGUUAGCAGUCGAUUAUGAAAACGUUAAACCUGAUCUAUUGAUCCUUGGUAAAGCACUUUCCGGUGGAGUCUAUCCAAUUUCUGCCGUAUUGGGUAACAGUGAAGUAAUGGAUGUCCUUACUCCUGGUACACAUGGGUCGACAUAUGGUGGCAAUGCGUUAGCUUGUAAAGUCGCACUGGCUUCACUGGACGUAAUCAUAAGCGAAGGUUUGGUUGAAAACGCAUUCAAGAUGGGUGAAAUCUUUAGAUCCGAACUCAAUGCACGUUUAAGCAAAGACAAAGCAAUCAAAGUCAGAGGAAGAGGCUUACUGAAUGCUAUCGUAUUGAAUACAAAAGGAGUAUCUGAUGUCUACAAAUUAAACAAUGAACUGAAAUCAAAUGGAAUGAUAUCCAAGCCUAUUGGGUCUGGUGCAUUGAGAUUCUCACCACCAUUAAUAAUUACAGAAGCACAAUUACGUGAAGGAAUUGAUAUAAUUGUAAACACUAUAAAUAAUUUUAAGAAUUAAAUUAUUAUUAUAUAUAAAUCAUUAUUUAUGAUUUAAAUAAUUAAGUACUUUUCAUAAAACUAAUAUGUCCAUUACAUCUAAAGAUAACAUAAUUAAUUAUAUUUUAUAAGUUAAAACAGCAAAUUGAAUGUUUGUAAUUCAUACACACUUUAUCAGUAUCAUUAAACGUAUUAUUAUAUUA
Aphis gossypii (cotton aphid) is the source of this 1686-nucleotide messenger RNA. RefSeq names its product ornithine aminotransferase, mitochondrial (gene Oat). Gene Ontology annotation, molecular function: pyridoxal phosphate binding; L-ornithine transaminase activity; identical protein binding. The transcript is spliced from 7 exons. Gene Ontology annotation, cellular component: cytoplasm. Bases 195 to 1505 code for a protein of 436 amino acids. Lineage: Eukaryota; Metazoa; Arthropoda; Insecta; Hemiptera; Aphididae. The record is from RefSeq and is a predicted model, not a curated record.